GAGAGAAAAUGCAGUGGUGCACAGCUAUCGGCACAGUUUCUCAGGAUUUACAGCACGUUUAACAGAUGCUGAAGCUCAGGCGCUUGCUCAACAUCCCGGAGUUGUUUCUGUUUUCCCUGAUCCAGUAUUUCAACUCCACACAACGCGAUCAUGGGACUUUCUGAGGGAUCAAUACAAUCUGCUAUACGAUAUCCCUUACAGUUCUGGUUCGAAUUCAACCUCAUCGAAUGGAGCAGAUACCAUAAUUGGCAUUUUUGACAAUGGAAUAUGGCCUGAAUCAGAGAGUUUCAAUGACAAGGGUAUCGGUCCAGUCCCAUCGCGAUGGAAAGGAACUUGCACCAGAGGUUAUGACUUCAAACCUUCCAGCUGCAAUAGGAAACUGAUCGGAGCAAGGUUUUAUGAUGAACCUGGAGUAGAGAAUCCACCAUAUGUGGGGACACCUAGAGACCACGACGGGCAUGGUACUCAUGUUGCAGCCAUAGCAGCAGGGAGUCCAGUGGCAGAUGCAUCCUAUUAUGGCUUAGCAGGAGGAACAGCCAAGGGCGGGUCUCCGGGGUCCAGGAUUGCAGUGUACCGUGUAUGCACGCCUAAUACUGGAUGCAGUGGAUCGGCUAUUAUGAAAGCAUUUGAUGAUGCUAUUGCAGACGGGGUCGAUAUCAUCAACUUAUCAUUUGGUCAACCAGCUGGAACAGAGUUCGAGUUCUCAAGAAAUCCUAUUGCCAUCGGAGCCUUCCAUGCUGUAGAGAAGGGCAUUUUUGUUGUUGCCUCUGCUGGAAACGAUGGGCCAGCACCAGAAUCUGUCGUCAAUGUCGCUCCUUGGAUGUUCACAGUUGGUGCGACAACUAUUGACAGAAACAUUGAGACACAUAUUCCCUUGGGGGGAAACAAGCUAAUUAAGGGUGGAGGUAUUGGCUUUUCCAAUCUCAAGAAAUCUCCAGUUUAUCCUUUGGCGGACAGCGUAUCUGUCAAACUAGACUCAGAAUUUGUUUUUGAUGGUCCAGCAAGUGACUGUGAACAAGAUACAUUAGAUGAACGCAAAGUCAGGGGAAAAAUUAUUGUUUGUGACCAUCUCGAUGAUGAUAUUUCAAUAGAAACGAGGCUAAAUGAAGUGAAGAAAAAGGGUGGCAUCGGAUUUAUAUUAAGUAUGCCCGAUGAUGAGCUCAUAACGGCACCCAAAAUGGGAUCAUUUCCGGGGGCAGUAAUCACUCAAGGAGACGGCAUAAAGAUUCGGGCUUACAUCAACUCAACAAGGAACCCGGUGGCAACAAUUCUACCAACUGUUAGUGUAGAUAAAUUCAAACCGGCUCCUGCUAUGGCUUUCUUCUCAUCAAGAGGCCCUACGUAUAAUACUCGGAACCUCUUAAAACCGGACAUUGCAGCACCAGGGACUGCAAUACUUGCAGCUUGGCGCACAGACGAUGCAGAAGUGACUCGGUCUGGCCAAAAACCACCGCUAUUUAACAUAGAGUCCGGUACAUCCUUGGCUUGUCCUCAUGUUUCUGCAAUUGUUGCAACACUGAAGUCUCGGAAUCCCUCCUGGAGUCCAUCAGCAAUCAGAUCAGCUAUCAUGACCACAGCUUUUCAGCAAAGCAAUUUGAAGAGUCCAAUGCUCGAUAGUUUAUACGGGGAAUACCUUGCCACACCACAUGACUUUGGGGCAGGAGUAGCAACUAUGUAUGGACCACUGAAACCAGGUUUGGUUUAUGAGACCGAGAUCACAGACUACCUGCAAUUUCUCUGCUCUACAGGCUAUAACACAUCAACAAUAAAACUCAUCUUAAAGACACUUCCAAACAACUUUUCAUGCCGUGCCAACUCGAGUGAUGACUCGGUUUCAAACAUGAACUAUCCAUCAAUAGCCGUUUCUCUGUCUAAGGAAAGAGAAACCAAGAAAGUUACCAGAACGCUAACUAGAAUUGGUGACGAAGAAUCACUAUAUACGGCAACCAUAACAACACCAGAUGCAUUGAGAGUUCGAGUGAGUCCAAACAAAUUGAGAUUUACAAGUAAGACGAAGAAACUGAGCUAUCAAGUAAGUUUCAAAGCAAUGUCUAGAGAAAGAGAAUUUUUUGGAUCAAUUACAUGGUCCAAUGGUAAGAACAAGGUUAGAAGUCCAUUUGUUGCCUCCUUUUGGUAACAUUUUGACGAAUCCGCUACUUAACCAGUCUAGGAGAAAAGGUGUUUGCAAUACAGUGUAUAGAUGAAUGUGGUAUCACCAAUUCAUCAUUUGUUAUCUCAUAUGAUUCCUGAAUAAAAAGGUUCUCAACAAGGAGACCAUAUAUAUUUCAUGA
Molecule: messenger RNA, 2291 nt
Organism: Capsicum annuum
Lineage: Eukaryota; Viridiplantae; Streptophyta; Magnoliopsida; Solanales; Solanaceae
Product: CO(2)-response secreted protease
Biological process (GO): proteolysis
Molecular function (GO): serine-type endopeptidase activity
Source: RefSeq, a predicted model, not a curated record